AAAGAUGAAAAAAACAACAACGUAAAUUGCAACAAAAGAAAGAAAAAAGUGAAAACAUUUUUGCUAAAUUCUUUACAGGAAAAAUGCAGUUAAAAGCUUAAACCGGAAAAUAAACAAAUUUAUUUUUGUACAACAUGGAUAAAACCAAUAUUGUGAAUACAUUUACCGAAGUUGUGGAUCAAUUGCGGAAUACAGAAUGCAGCCAAAAAGAAAAAAUUGCUUGCUUCCAACGUAUAUCGGAAUGUAUCAUAUCGCCGGUGAUGGCGGCACACCUCAAUUAUGCCACGUUCUGCAGCAAAGCGGUAAAUAUUCUUUUGCUAUUUUGCGAGGACUUGGAUUCGGUGGUACGCAUUAGUGCCGAGGAGAAUCUAAAUAAGAUAUUUCGUGUUUUGGAGAAGACCAAAGUCAGUCGUAUUUUGAUGGAUUUGUAUGGCGAGAUAAAGAGGAAUGGCAAUCAAAGGUCCCUUCGCAUUUGCUUGCGAAUUUUCGGUUACUAUGCGCCACAAAUUCGUGAACAUAAUGUACUGUGGUACGCUCAAAAUUUGUUGCCAUGUAUGAAAGUCAUCAGCAAACGUAAAGAAACUUUGCUGCAAGAAACUUUAAGUGAGUUUGUAUUGAAAUUUGGCAAACACAUACAACAAGGACUAACAGAUAGUGAAACAUGUAAAUUAUUUGAGGUUUUCAUUGAAAAUAUUGGCUCAGAUUGUGCUGUUAAAAGAAGAUGCACCGCACAGAAUUGCAUAAAUUUAAUCGAACAUGCUUGCAAUAAAUCCCUAAUGGCCAAAUAUGCUCUUAAUAAAGUUAUAGACAUACUGCUCUGCGAUCAUGAGACCAAUACGAUAAUUGGUAUUUUAGGAUUUUUGCGCCAACUGGUCGUCAUUAUAAUCAAAGGCUACUCUUGGGAUGCCAAUGAUAAUGAAGAUACAUUUUCCGCUCACAAAUCAUCAAAUUUAACCAACUCCGAAGAAGCUCGUCAAAUGCUAGAAAUCUAUGAUUAUUGCUUGUAUUUGGUUAGAUCCACUCCUUUGACCCAACAUUCCAUUAUUAAUGCCGCUUUAGAAGUUAUUAACUCCAUGUUACAGUGCUUGGAGGGCUUAACCAGUAGAGACAAGAAAAAUAAUCCCCAUUUAGCUCCUUUGUUGUUAAAACUCAUGAACGAUAAAAGUUUGAAACAUGUAAAUUAUUUAAGACAUAGGGGAACCAUAAAACAACAAAUAUUUAAUUUACAAUGUUUUGAAGAUGAGUAUACAAAGGCGACUGAUAAAACAGAAACACCACAAGAUACAGCGACAUCACAAACAUCUAGUGAUAUUAUAUUACAACCACAAAAUACAACAUCAAACACCACAACAGCAACAUCAUCAGCUGCAGCAGCAGCAGCAAUAUUGUCUUCGCAUCAACAACUAAAAAGACAUACAGCGCGCAGUAUUAGUGAAUGUGUUGAUAUUGAUUAUGUAGAUGAGCAACAAGAUGACAAUGCCGAUGACGGCGUCGACGAUGAUGAUGACGAUGAUGUGGAGGAUGAUUUUACAACAUUGUCUGAAAUGAAUGAGUCCCAACACACACAUGCAUCCUCGUCACUGUUAACAUCAGCAAACAUUGAAUUUACCACAAAAACAAACCCUUCGUCGGCUUUAAUCAAUGAAACUAUUUCCGAUCAUGGUGUGGUAAAGGCAAUUGAAAAGCGGCCAGACCGUAGGGGCACAAUAGAUGAUGCACAAAAUUUGCUUGUGCAUUUUUCUUCGUCCUCCGAUGAUGAAAAAUCAAAUCAAUUGUACAAUACCGACGACAAUGAAUCUAUCAAUAGCAUUGAAUCGAAAGCAGAAAUCUCAAGAGGUUUGGUUGUUGAAGGCAGUAUGGCCAAAAUACACACAACCACUGAAGAUGUUAUACGACAACGCAGUGGUGAUGUGGAUGGCAGUGCCAAUACUAAUAGCAACACCAAUAAUACAAAAUCAAAUAAUGAUGCCUUUACCUCGUUCUUUAAUAACUUUAAUGCAGCUUCUGAAUCAGUUACAAAACUCUUUCGUCCCUCCUCAUCAUCAGCUGGAAAAAAUGUGUUGCCUGCAGCCAAUACAGGCUCUUCUACAACUAUGGAUUCUGUUUCAUUGGUUUCGAAUGCCAGUCCACUUAAAAGUACUGCGGACGCUGAAAUUAUUGAAGUCAUUGAUGAAUCAUCACCUGAUACCAGCAAAACUUUCCCAACACCAUCAACAGCCAUUAUGGGUGAAAUACGUUCACUAGAUUCUGUUGAUUCUUCGGUAUCGACAAAAGAUACAAAACAAAAAGUAGCUGUAGAGAAAAAUGAUACUCCUAAGAGGAUUGUCAAAAACCCAUUUCUCACAUCCUCACCUCCACACCCACAACAAGGCGAUCAAUCUCAACUCAAUGUGGAUAUUGGAUCCCUGUAUGAACAAUCUUUAAUAUACUAUACAGCACGUUUGAUAACGGCUAGAUUUUUAUUGACCGAUUCUUCAAGUGGUCUUUACGAUGACACCACUAUUAGAGUUUCCAUAAAAAGUGUAUGUCUCAAUGUCAUUGCACAGUGUGUGCGUGUGUGUCCAGAAAUUUUAGCAAUUACAGUGAAAUUUAUGGAAUUUGAAAAACCUAAAGAUAAAGUAGCUGAAAACCUCACAACAGAUAUAAGUGAGUCCAACAGUCCCUUGCAAAUAGCAAGUGAUAGCAGCUCUAAUAUAGGACAAGACUAUGAGCAUUUAGAAGUGGUUUCUACCUUCAAUACCGAAGUACCAAGAAAGUCCUCAUUUUCACAACUAGAUGUAUUUCGAAUGGAUAAUGAUAACGAGGCGCCAUUAUUGGAAAUAAUAGAUGAUUAUUUUGGUAAAAGUACUACGGAUUUUAAUUUUAUCCAACCUACCACCAAAAUGACCCAAAGUGCCGAUCCUGUUUUGUUUACUAAAACCGAAGAACGUUUAAAGAAAUCGCCUCUAUUAAAAACUAAAAAGGAUUUAACCUCAUCGGAAAUUAUUUCCUCUGAUACAAAACUCAGAGAUUUUGUGGAAAUUACAAAAGCUGAAGAGGACAUGCCGCCGUUAGAUAUGGCUCCACCAAAGCCUCCAAAGCGUACCAAAACCAUUAGAAAAUCUAAGAGAGAAGCUGAUCAAACACUAUAUAAUUUAAACAGAAAUAAUUCAAAUGCCAAACAAUUUCUAUAUGAAAUUUUGUUUUAUUACAAUCAUGAAGAUCCCAUUUUACGUGCUGGAGUACAAACUAUAAUUGGUCACUACUGUCGCUCUACACAAGCUGGCCUGUGUAUGGAUUCGAACAUAAAUUUACAAUAUUUAUUGGCAAUAUUGUGUAUGGGUCUACAAGAUGAAAUUCAUACUGUUGUCAUACAAGCCUUAAACACAUUUGAUAAAAUAUUUCCAUAUGUGAUUUUUAAGUACAUGUCAGCAUCAUCAUCAUCAUCUUCAUGUCAUAAUGGUCAAGAAAAAAUGGAAGAAACAGGCAAAGGCAGCCAUAAUAAACAACAGCAAAACUACUCGAAAGAUGAGAAAUCAUGUAGAAAUGCCACUACAGUAACACAGACAAAAAUAACGGGAGCAGAUGCUGCAUCUGCUGCUGCUGAUGAUGUCAGUAGAAGUACAAACUUUAAGUGUAUUUCAGGGCACUUUAACGAUAAUGAUGAGAUUAUAGUUGCGCUUUUGAAUGCUUUUCAAUUGCAAACAAAAUUUAACAACCACAACAACAACAACAGCAGCAACAAUUCAGACCCCAAUAAUAUUAAUAUGGCCAGUGGUGGUGGUUUUGUUUGUGGUCAUAAAGUUGAUGAUGGUGGUAACACAUUUAUCUCAUGCCAAUUUCCUUUAUCUUCAGCCGCACAUCAACAUAGACUUAAUACACAUGCAAGUUAUUGUUGUGCUUUUACAGGCGCUCCUUAUUGUGGUGGCAACAACCACAGCUUACUUUUCAUAUCACCAAAAUUGCUAUUGAAUAAACUUCGUCUAUGUCACUACAAUAAAUAUUGGUUGGUCCAAAAUAAAUAUGCCGAAGUUAUUUCAAAUUUAAAUUAUGCUUCACUACGUUCUUAUUACGGAAAUAACUAUACCAACAACAUGAACACUAAAAAGCACAAUAGCUGUAGCAUUAGUAAAUGCAAUUGCUGUUGCUCAUCUUCAGCUUCAGAUUCAACUUCUUCUGCAUGUACCAGCUGUCAUUCAUGUUGCUGCUGCUUCUGCUGUUGUGGUGGUAACUCCUUAAAUGGGCUUGUCGACGAUGUUGAUAAUGCUGAUUUUGUCUGCUACUUGGAGAAUUCAUUUAUCGAUGAACUUUUGCAAUUGAUUGGCGAAGAUGAUGUACGUGUUAGAGAACAUGCCUCAAAAUGUUUAUGUAAUUUUAUUUUACAAAAUGCCAAACAUAACAGCCUGCAACAGCCACAACAAAAGAACAUAUCUUUUGACUAUAACAAUGACAAAGAUGCUCUACAUAAAACUUAUAUACAAAAUCUAAAGUUAUUGAUCAACUUCUUAGACUAUAGUAUCUUUAAUGACAUGUCACCCGCACUACGAUGCUUAUUAAAUCCACGACGAGAACAACAAACGGAUAUCUUAACAAGUUUGGAUGGUUCAUCAUCAGCAUCAUCAUCAUCAUCGUCAUACCAAGCCACAUUGUCCUCGUCAUCAUUUAAUGUGGCUUUACCGAAUAGAGAAGAAAUUGAAACAGUUUUAGCCAAAGUUUUAUAUCGUCUAACAAAUAGCUUAAUGUCAUUGAAAGAUAAAAAUAUGCAGUUUGGCAUUAUUUUGUGUACGAAAUAUUUACUUACAUAUUUUUCAUUUGCUGAUUAUUCUUGUGCUUGGAACGAGUUUAACUUUAUGGAAAUCUUCGUCAAAUUAUCACAGUAUAAUUAUAACACAGCAGUCGACUUAACAUGUCAAAGUGAUUUGAUUGAUGUCAGCAGUAAAUUAAUAGUUGGUUCCUUAAUCUUUCAACCAGAUGUCCAUGCCAAUCGUGACACCAAUUUGAGCCUACUUAAACAUACCAUAAAAAUUAUAAACAUUUAUUAUCAUAUUUUCACAAAUCAAAAGCCUUUAAUUAUGGCCAAAAGCCAAAAGGUUGAUCUCUUUAGCAACGCCAAAGAAUUGGCCAUAACACAGAGUAUUGGCUAUUUUGGCAAUGAAUAUGUCUACAUAAAACUUUAUCAAACAUUAAAAAGUGCCUACGAUAACUAUAAGAUUACCAUUAAUGAGGAAGCUGGCAGCAAAUUAAUUUCCCUUUUAAAAACAUGUUUAAACUCAAUGAGUGCAUGCAUUGAAAUGUUGCCUCAUGAGGCGGCAGCCAUUGCUUACAAUGUUGGCGGCAGUGGUGGCGGUGGUGGUGGAAGUAAUAUUGCCAAAAGUGCAACGGAUGUAAAUGCUGUAUUGUUUCCAAAUGCAAUGCCAGCCGGAGGAGCAUCUAUGGCAGCAGCAACAACAAUAACAUCUACAACAGCAGCAGCAUCAGCAGCUUCGGCUACUGUUUGCAAUUCGGUAUUGAAAUUAAUUGAAGAAACUCUUCAGUACUUGACCAAAGUCAUAAAUUAUGCACCAGAAGAGAGCAUUGCAUGUCUGCGACAACUGUUGAAAUAUUUGUUUGCUAGAAAUUAUGGCAACAGGCAACUACAGCAAUACAAGCAAGGCCAUUAUCCCACGACAACAACUACAACAAAAACAAGGACAACAUUUGUAAAAACCUAUUUUAAGGCCAAAUGCAAAGAGCUGCAUUGCAUUAGCAAAGAUGAUGGUUGCACAAUAACUACAACAGGCCACAAACACCGACGACAACAACAAACAAAUCAACCACCAUCACCAGCAUCAACAUCAACAUCAUCUCCUUCAAUGUUUGCAAAUGUUUCCCAACAACAACAAUCUACAACAAUUAUACCACCAGUGCAAUUAUCAACGAAGGAAGCUUCCGUUUUGCAUGAUUAUGAUUCUUUGUCUGUUAAUAGUUCUGGCCGGAGAGACGCUGGUUGUGUUGUUGGCUCGCAAGAUGAUUAUCUAUUGUUGGCUGAACUAUUUGCAAGUGGUUUAGAAUUUAACACUUGGAAAUCAGAGCAUGAGCUAGAGUUAUCCAAACAUAUAAAACUCUUUGAGCCAUUGGUCAUAUAUUGUUUAACUCUUUUCCUUAAAUGUAAUGGCAGAGUCCAGUCCAAAAUUUUAGAUCUUCUGGUACUUUUAUUGGAGUUAAAUAUUACCUAUAGCAUAUUGGAUUCGAAAAAUGUGAUAUUUGACAAUAUUAUUAAGAGCUUGGAUAUAAUUGAAAGUGGCAUAGCUCGUAAUGGCCUCGUUAUGAUUACACCCAUCAUUAAGUUCCUCAUUAAAUUAUCCUCGAAAAGCGAACGGAAUUUAAUAACAAUACCAAAAAUAAUUAGUAUUAUUAAUAAUUUAUUAGCAAACUAUAAUAUCAGAGAUGUGGCAGUACAAGCUUUAAAAACUUUAUCUUAUGAAAUGUUUUUAAUGACACAACAGCAACAACAACCCACUACAACUUCCAAAGAUACACAAUUGUCACCCAUAAUAGCAACAGCAACAACAGUAACUGUAGCUGCAGCUGCACAAAAAAGUGACCCAAAUUCAUUGGCCGCUAUUACAGAAAAUCUUUUAACACUCAACAACGAACUUGACACACAAAAAGAAGUCAUUCUGGGAAUGUUGGAGAAAUUCAUUGAAUCCAAUGAUUGCCAACAAGUGCUCAGUUUGCUAUUGCUAAUUGAGCAAUUGCAACAACAAUAUGAACAAUAUGAAAUGUUAAAUGAUGCCAAUAAAACAACAGCAACAAUUAUGGUUGAUAAUACACUUGCAACGAGUGGUGGUGGUGAUGGUGGUGGUGGUGGUGCUGUUGGUUGUAGAAGUUAUGUCGAAGACAAACAACAGCAGCAACCUCAUACAACAUGUUUGCCAAAUCUUGAUACCGUUUGUAAUAUGAUAUGUCAUUCAAUAUGUUCAAAUCGUUUGUAUAUCCAAGAUUGGAAUGAUUUCUAUAUGUUGGAAACAUUUUUUAAAAAUAAUACCAAAUAUUUAUUGGGCAAUAGCAAGGAGUUUAUGUCAUUGCUUAAAUAUAUUAUCGAAGGGGAUGUUGCAAACUUUAGUGAUUUAUCGUAUGCAACGAUUAUCCUGUCGAAUGUAAUCCUCAAAACCGAGGAAAUUUAUUUAGUAAAUCACAUAAAGCUCUAUUUGAAAAAUCACCCAACAAUAGUGGAAAAGUUAAGGCAAAAGCAACAGAAAAAGCAAACCCACGAAAAUCCUGCUGAUGCAUUGUCGUCGUCGUCACACUCUUGGCUAUUGGAUAGCAAACCAACAACAUCUAAAGCGGCUGCACUGACUGCAGCAGCGUUACAAACACUAGCAAACAAUUCAAGCUCUAUAAACGAAAUUAACUAUUUUGCUACAGUUUUAUGCGAUGUUCUGCUUGACUGUCUCCACACCAUACUCUCUGACCAUCAACAUUCAACGCGUAGCAAGCUGGAGCAGCAGCACCAGCACGAUACGAAUUCUACCUCCACCUCCAUCUCCAACUCAUACAGCCAACAGUUUGCCAUACAGUACUGUCGUCUAGUAUGUCAUUUUGUUAAAGUUUUGUAUCAACUAUGUUUCAACUCACGUCUAGAGGAUUCUUUACUCGCCUCAAUACGUUUCACUUUACAUGCUUGCGAAUCAAAAUUGUUAAAUGAAUACUAUAAUUUGUUGAUGAUGUACUCAACGCAAGGUUGCCCAACAGCCACAGCAACAACGACUUCAACAACUUUAACUUCCACAGCAACCACUUCUAUGACAACUUUGCCCGAAUUGGAUGUGGAUAAUUCGUUAUUACAAUUGCAACUGGAAUUGUAUAAUUUAUUAAAUGAUCUCGGUAUAUUGGAUACGUUGGCAUUGUUGCAGCGUUUACAAUUGGAUGACAUAAGUAAUCAUGUAAGGCGGGCACUUUUGCAUAAAGUUUGCCAUCAGAGCAAUCCAAAUCCUAUUAAAUGGAAUCAGCAACAAGUGCAGCAUUUAUUCAACGGACAUUUUCUAAAUAUUUUAAUUAUUGAAGAAUUUGCAUUCAUGUGCUAUUUAUGUGAAGUGGAUGAAGAAAAUUGCUCAUUAUUUCAGACAAUGGUUUUGAAAAAUAUCAAAGUGUUCAAUAAGCAUUCAAUUGUUUACCUAUUACGUUUAGUGGAAUAUCUUAGCAAGGAGCGCCACGACUGUACGAGUUUAUGUUUUGCAAGAUUUUUACAAAUUUUAAAUAAAUUACAUCAACUAUUGGCAACCGAAGCAACAACGUUAGCCUCCUCAUCAUCCAAUAGGCCACUUCAAUUACAAAUCGAGCGCUUAGCUAGACAUUUAAUCGUUGAUGCUUCUUCAGUGCAUGAUAAAAAUGCCAUUUACGAUACAUUUAUAUGUUUAACGGAAGCGGAUGGAGUCGAAGAAAAACAACAUAACACAGACGUUCCAGGAAUAUCGACAGCAGCAUCGUCGUCUUCGUCGUCAACAUCAUCAUCAUCAUACUUAAGCGAACAACUACAAUUUAUAAUUUUAAAUGAUUUGGAAAAUACUUGUGAAAUUCGAGACGAUGAUAUUAAUGAUCCUUUGGGAAGUGUUUCUAAUAUUGUAGACGAGAAAUGGAUAUUUAAUCAGUUAAUUAAAUUCUCUGCACAAAACAACUAUGAUCCACAACAAAUAGUGAAAAUCCUUCUAGAGAUACAAUCGGAAAAUAAGCUACAAAAGAUAUUCAAUAAUGGCAAUUUUGAUGCAACGCGUAUACUAAGGCAUUCAAUUGCCAGCUCACUACAGGCAAUGUUGCAAACAUUUCGCAACAAUUGUAUACAAUAUAAUCCACAUAUACACUACAUGCAACCGAAUCCAUUAGCGCGUGUUGCACUAACACAGCUUAUGACACGUAUUGUUGAAAUGAUGCGACGACAGCAGCAGGCGUUUCAAACUGGAGUUGGAGGUGAAGGUGGUGAUGGUGAUGGAGGUGUUGGUACUGGUGAUGAUGGCAUACAAAGGCAACAGCAACAAACUAACUAUAAUAGUACAGACAAUAAUAAUAAACAACAAGCAACAGUUGUUAAAGGCACCACUAGUAGUUGUAGUAGCAGCAGCAAUCCUUGCUAUGCUGCUGAUAGAAAUAAUACAAUUGGUGAUGUUGACAGUGGCACUGGUAUUGGUAUUGGUAAUGUUAUUGGUGCUGCAAAUAAUGAUGGCAUUCUUUUACCCAUUACGACCAGCGACACCAUCAAUACCACCAUACAUUUGUGUGAAGCUGUAAUCGCAUUAAUGGAAAACAUUAAACAAAUUGAGGUGACAGCACUAAUUUACAUCGAAUCGAAAUUCAUUGAUAAAUUCUUAAGUGAACACUUGUUGCGACCGGAACAUGUAAUAACACUAGUGCGAUUCAUGGGCUGCUGUUGUCAAUCUAUUAACACAAUACUGAAUAGGCCUUCGCCCGUGUCACUAACCCAUGAAGAAAGGAAUUGUAUAACCGUGUCUCUACAAUGCAUUGAUAUAUUGCUACAUCAAAAAUUCAUUUGGUAUGCACUCAACCAACAGCAACAACAACAGCAACAUCAGCAAACAUUCGGUAAAACCAUGCCAACAUCAAGUGGCAGUGGGGUGGUUAGUGGUGCUGGUACUGCUGCCAGUGUUUCAGAUUCAAUUGAUUCAUGUUUGCCACUGACAAAGUGUGAACUAAAUAAAAUUAUUUGUUUGCUCCUUGAUGUUGUUGUUUUGUCGGGCUCUUUGUUAUUGGAAAAUACUAUAUUCUAUAGGAAAUAUAAAAAUGCUUUGAGGUCUUCAACAACGAAAUGUUCAAAUAAACAACAGCAGCACCAACAACAAGACCACCAACAUGAACAGCAACAGCAACGAAAUGAAGAAAAAAGUUUCGAAAAUGAAGCUUGGCUAACGGCAGAAUACAAUCCAAAAGUUAUAUUUCUUGGAAAAUUAAUUGAAACUAAAAUUGGCAACAACGAUAAAGGCAUUUAUUUUGGUGGUGAACAAUACACAGCUUCCUUUGGUGGUGGUACUGGUUCGACAACGUCCUCAUGCCUGUCUGCUUUGGCGUUAUCAAACAUUGAUGUUUUAGACCUCAAAGGCAUAAAUAACCAGUUUGAUUUUAUAUCAUUGCAUUCUUUGUUAUCAAUUUCAAUUUCAUCUCUGAGAUUUAAUCUGUUCUAUGCUUUGGCUGUAACACCAUAUGAAAUUAUACAACAGCAACAACGUUUAUUGGCCUGCCAGAGCACAACUACAUCACCAACAACAUCUCCAGCACAUAAAAGUCAAUCAGGCACAUCAGCUGGAGCAUCCACAUCAACGGCAGCAAUGUCGUCAGCAACUACCAACAGCAAUUCAAUGUUGCCAAUUAUACCCAUUGAGAGCCUUAGUGAUGUCGAUAUUUUAAAGAGUUUUGUUAAAAGAUUGUCAAUUUUUGGUUUUACAACACGUCAACAAUUUGAAGAAUAUUUUAUGACAUUUUUACUUCUAAUCAAUAAAGUUUAUGACGAAAACAUGGUGGACCAGCAAGAACAAUUUCAAAUACGUAGUAUUUGUUUGGAAGCUAUUAUGGAACUUUUAAUUACGUACAAAACUUUUCCAAUUGUGGGCAAUAAACUUUCACUGUAUCAUCAUACAACUCGUUGGAAUCGUAUUAAUUGUGAUACCAUAAGCCUCAAAAAACUUCACGAAAUUCAACUUAUUAUUUCACCAUCAAAUGUCUUCUAUCACAGCAAUUUGGAGCGCAAUCUUGUCUGUGAUUCAGUAAUUGGUACUCAAUAUUUUGCAGCAAAUCAAUUUGAUUUGAAUUUCAUUUGGCAACAAAUGGAAAAUGCAUCAUCAUCCUCAUUGUCGUCACAAAAUUCGUCGUCCAUGGAUGAAAGCGAUUCAUUGUCGUUGGCGGGCGGUGAGGAAAGUUCAACAAAAACUUUAUCGUCAACGAAACAUUUGUGCGGCGUCGCUGCAAAUACAUCGUAUAGGAAUUAUCAAUAUUUUACGAAACAAUCUGGUGUCGAUUAUAAAAGUAGUUCACAACUAAUAUUUGAUGUUCUUAUGCAAAUGAUUGAGCAAAACCACAUUUUAAUACUACCAAAUUUAGUGAAAUUCACUGAAAUUUGUGAGAAUCGUGAACAGAUUAAACAAAUCUGGGAAAAGGCUGACUAUUUAAAGUCUCACAUACCCAUGGACGAUACGAUCUCUCAUCAACAUUUAAUAUAUUUGCUGUGCAAGACCAAAGGCAUGUUAAUACCCUCCCAUUUGGAAAUGUUGAAUCUGGAAGCUUUAAUUAAAAAUUACUUAAAGUCAUCACAUCUUUUUAUAAGAUGUGCUGCCCUCAAUGGGCUGUUAAGUCUAUUGGAAAGUUAUGCAAAGACCAGUACAACAAUUGGCAAAUUAAGUGAUGAGUUGGUGAGAUUGAAGGAUAUUGUUUUGGCAUACAUCGAUAAGCAUGGUUUAAUUGAAGAAAGCCCAUUACUAUGUAGUGAUGUACAUACGAAAUUAAUAUGGACUUUAAAUUAUUGUUUAAUGGAAUGGACUUCAAAACUAGAUCCACAAUGCAAUUUGGCUUAUCAUACUAAAUUGAGUGUAACGAAAUUAUUGAAAAACUCCAGCAAUGAACAAGUCUACCUCUGUUGUUUGCAUGGUUUGGAACGUAUGAUUGUCCUUGAUAAUAAAGUUAGCAGCAGCAGUAGUAGCACCGGUAGUGGUGUCACCAGCAACCAUGGUGCAGACAAUCAAAACCAAAUGUUGCGGCCCUGUAUUGAAAAACUUGCUCUUGAAUUGGCCAAAUUGGAAAAUGAAAAAUUUUCAAUUCCCGCUUUGAAAUUACUAUUGUCCUGCAUUUAUGUGGGCUCUACAAAACAAUUGGAAAAUACGGAAUUAAGUAAUGGGAUUGUACAAGACGACCCCGAGAUAAUCGCCCAACAAACUGAUAAAGUUGAUAUUCUGCUGCAAUGCAUUAAAACCGCAACCGAAGAAGCGGCUUGGAUUUAUGGGCAAGUGCUGUGCCAAAUGAUACGUGAUUUAGUGCCACCCAAAGAAAUAUUGACGAAGGUCAUAAAGGAGUUUUUAGCAAUAAAUCAACCACAUAGCGAUGUUAUUGCCAUGAUUGUAUUUCAGGUUUUCCGUUCGGCCAUUGAUUCUUCAUUUUUACAACAAUUACAAGAUUGGCUCACCUGUUCAUUGCCCACGUUCCUAGCGUUGCCCGAACAGAAAGCAGUCUGGAGUCUGAGUGUUGUAUUUCUUUCGGCUUCUAUAAAUCUUCAUUUAAUGAAACUAUUUCCUUUGCUGUUGAGUGGCAUACCAACACCAACCUCUGUAACAGUAACAGUUGCAGCAGCAGCAUCAACUAGUAAAACACCAGCAACAUCACCAUCUUUAGCAGCAACAGCAAAUACAAGAAUGAAUUGCGAAAAAUUGGGUCAUCACGAAAUUGCAUUGUUCGUGACAUCUGCUCAGGAUUUCUAUGCGAAAUUGGGCAAUGAACAAAAAGUACGUUUUCGCGAGGCCUUCAAGGAAUUUCAUCAUAUUAAAGUCUACAACAAGAUGUUACAAAGUCUAUAACAACACUAACAACAAACAACACCAUCUUCAUCAUCACCACCACCAACAUUAGCAACAACACCAUCCCAAAACUCAACAUAAUGAAAAAUUAUAAUGCAUGGGUAUACUUAGUCGAUAUUUAUGUAAGUUGUACUUAUGUGCAUUAGGAGGGCCUCAACUAAAAUUUAAAUUAGUUUUCUUUCGAAAAGAAAACACUUGAAUUUAAAUUUCAAAUUCGAAUAUUUUCACUUUAGAAUUGUGUUACCGAAUAACAUCCCAGGAUUAAAGAACAAAAAUAUCCUUAUUGUUUCGUAGUACCUUUGUGACAAUUUUAGUACUUUACUGUUACAUAAAAAAAACUUUUAAAAAAUACUGUCCGUAACGUAUGGUAAAAGGAAUUAAUUUGUAAACUUUUUCAACACUGAUGUUUUCUUUACUAUUUUUAUAAAGAUUUAAGACAAUUGUACUUUUUACUUCUUCUGAUUUAUGUACCUCUUUAACGAGUUUUUUUAUUAUAUUUUAAUAUUUGGAUACAUAACGUGCUAAAUAAUCAUCAGAUUCAAAAUUGUAGUAGAUGGUAAGAAACAUUUUUUUUAAUUUGGACAAAAAUUAAAAUUGAAUCAACUUGCUUUGAUUCCUCAUUGCAUAUAAAUACAGCCACAAUUAGGAUUCAUAAUUACUCGGAAUUUGUUCAUUCCCGGGAAAUAAUAAAACGCGGGCUUAAUCCGCACACAAUUAAAUUCUAUUUUAUACAAAACUCUCAUCAUAUCACUCUCUCUCUCAGUUAGAGUGGUCAUGAUUUUCUUAUAUUUUACCAUGGGAAAGAACUAGAGGAGUGGUGUAACUGAGAAUAAGCUGAUAGUAAAAUAAUUACACUCUCCCUAUUUUUAUGGCUGACACAACAAUAAAAUACAUUGGUUUACAUGUAUUUUUACAAACAGAAAGUUUACUUGAAGCAAGUCUUUUCGAUUCUCAAUUUUGUAUGUUAAGACCUAAUAGACGCCAUAGUGAAAAUGAGAAAACAAAAGAGAAUUGAAGAGACUUGCCAGUACAAGUCUCUUCUUCUUUCUUCUUGCCUCUCUCUCCUAUCCAGACUUGCGGCAAGAAAACUUGCCAUGUGUAAAAGCAGAUUUAGGAUUUCGACAACAGGUUUAGAUUUAGGUUUUUUGUCAAUCAGUAACGCUUCUAUGUAUAUUUUAUUCUUCAUUUAGUUAGCAUUUUCUCCGCAAACUUGUAUGUUCUACUCUUAUAAAGACAAAUUUCCAUUCGUAAUUCAGCUCUGGGUAGAGGAUUAACUCGCGCAUCAUUGCCAUUAUCGCUUAAGGGCAAUCAGGCCGUCAGAUUUUCGCUGCCUUUGAUUCACUGGUUGAUGGUUGGCGUCGUCUAACUGUACCGCGUUACGGUUUCUCGAAAUUUUUCACAUUAUUCGUUUUGGUUAUAAUUUAACCUAAAAUUUGUCGUGGUGGAGUACCAAACAAAACUCAAGUUGGGUUUUGAUGCAGACCAUAAAUCUCAGGAGUUGAGUUAGAGAAUUCAGGCUUGCUAUAGGAAGUAGGUCGAUGUGGCAGUUCUUGGACGAGACUCUUAUUAGGCGUAAGCCGUAAUUGAAUUUUAAUUAAAUGAAUCAAAUCAAGAAAAAAAUUUCCCUAUAAAUGUGAAUUGGUAAAAAAUUUUCCCUGGAAUUUCCAGGAAAAUUUCUUUGUAUUGAAAAUUGUUGCAUAAUACAAAUAAUUCACUAUUUUUAAUAUCAAAUAAGUCUACCUACGGUCUUUAGAUUCGAUACGACUUUUUACAUUUUCAAAUGUCUGUCCUGGCCUGUUCGCUACCGUUUAUAAUUUAGGAGUUUAAUAAUGAUAAUAAGUUCAACUAGAUGUUUGAUAAUGUUUUUAACGCCCGAAAAUAUUGGCCCAACACUCACCUUAAAGUAUACCGUUCGACUCAGAAUCACAUUCUGACACAAUUUAACGGUGUCAAUCAGUCAGUCUAUAUUUCCUUGUAAUCAAACAAAAGUUCACAGUUUCGAAGAUAACACAAAGAAAUUUGACAAGUUAUCUUCUAUUGCCCCAAGAACGAACUUUAAAUAGUUGAUAGCUUAUACAAGGACUAAGUUUCGUUAUUAACGCUCUCUUCAUAAGGUGUAGGUUAUAUCCAGGACUUGACCAUAUCAUGAACAUAUUGUCCUAGUUUUAAUCUGUUUAUUUUGAAUUUUUUUUUCUUCUUAAAAACGGGGCCCUCCUAAUGUGCAUAAGUAGUAUGUCUAUAUGUCAGAGUUUGUGAAAAUAUUACACAUACAUAAGUAUUCGAGCAAAAGUGUGUGUGUGUAGACGGUAAAAUGUCGAGCUCGACACAAUGGUUUUGUUGUUUUUCAUUUUUUCACUUUUUGUAGUUGUAGGAAAUGAAAGAAAAGUGCAGUGCAUGUCUUUAAAAUGUAGUAGUCUUAAGGCAAAAUUGAAAUUUAUAUUAAUUUCACUUGAAUUUUAUGUUUUAUUUUAUAAUUUUUCCAUUUUGGCUGUCGUACAGAUUUUAUCUGCUACCAAACCUACUACCUACCAUCCAUCCCCACCUAUCUAACAAAAGAAAAACAACAAAAAAAGUUUUAAGAAUUAUUAUAUUUUUUCGUUAUACAUACAUAUUAAUCCCGUAUUUAAUUGCAAAAUCUGAGAAAGCAGUUUUUAGUUUUUGUCGCUUCUCCUUUUGAUAUUUUUUUUGUUUUAUUUUGUUAUUGCAAAGAUUGUUUCAAGACCAAUAUGAAAUCCUUUUUGAGAAAAAAAACUUUGUUUCCUCUGUUUGCAGUUUUUUCUGAUGUGAUUUUGUUUUUUUAUUUUUACUUUAAAAGUAAAGCGUGAAUAACUAAUUGCCACAAAGAUACCAAUCUUUUCUAAACGUUUGCUAUUUUUUGUAUUUUAAGUUAUAGUUUGGUGAUGCCAGAAAAAGAAGAUAGAUUUUUUUGUAUACAUACCACAAACAAUGACAAAACAUGCAUGGACGUUUGCUAACCAUAUUUGAUUUGCAAAUUUAGAUCUAUUUCAUCAUGAAUCAGGCAUUUUUUUACAUUUUCACCGGUAAUCAAACAUUACCUCGACAACAAUUUUAAAAUAUGGACAAGUAAAUUACUAACACCUAUUUCGGAAUAUUAUUACUCAUUAUUUAAUUGUAUUAUUAAUCUCCCCAGCUUUUAAGCUUUUAAUGUUAUCUAAUUAAACUUAUAUAUUAUUCACAACUUAUUUGAAAAUACAUUAUUAAAUUAUACUAUAUACUAUACAACAAUAUAAAUAUAAAAACAAUGUUACAAUUAAAAUAAUUUGGCUUAAAUUUCUUGUUAAAAUUUGGUUUUGCUGUUAAAAUAAAUAUUUUUUUUAAUUAUAAAUCAACGCCUCUGAAAAUAUGAAAAUUUCCUACGCUAUAUUAUUUAUUUAAUUUUUAUUAUUAGUUCAGUUUUUUUUUUACUUUUAUUAAAGCUUUUAAAAUUAUCCAAUAAAAAUAUUUAAAUAAAUAAAAUUUAUAAAAUUUAGACAUAAAAUACAA
This is a messenger RNA of Calliphora vicina (urban bluebottle blowfly), 16031 nucleotides long. RefSeq names its product huntingtin (gene htt). The record is from RefSeq and is a predicted model, not a curated record. Gene Ontology annotation, cellular component: cytoplasm. The coding region runs from base 135 to 12527 and encodes 4130 amino acids. NCBI's taxonomy places the organism in Eukaryota, Metazoa, Arthropoda, Insecta, Diptera, Calliphoridae. The transcript is spliced from 28 exons.